This is a messenger RNA of Alosa alosa (allis shad), 3750 nucleotides long. Its product is annotated as volume-regulated anion channel subunit LRRC8C. Bases 831 to 3284 code for a protein of 817 amino acids. Gene Ontology annotation, molecular function: protein binding. The transcript has 2 exons. The record is from RefSeq and is a predicted model, not a curated record. NCBI's taxonomy places the organism in Eukaryota, Metazoa, Chordata, Actinopteri, Clupeiformes, Clupeidae.
AGCUACAAACUGGGCAUGUCUGAAUUGUUUUGAGUACAUUAUGUAGGGUUGAGUUUGGCAUGUCUUGUGACGAGCGGGAUAUAAAUUGUAUUUGUUUUGAGCGCAUGUACAGUAUUGUUAUGUAUCUGUUAGGCUAUCCAGACUGAAUUGAGGCCAUUCUGUAACCUAUCAUAUGUGCGUAUAGAGUAUGAUGAGGAUUGAGGAACAUUAGCCUCGUAGAAAAGAGACCGGUAAACUAAUCGCGACAGGUAAGUAAAUGAAGCAUGGCAUUCCAACAGAUAUGAAAAAAAGUGUUCAAACUCUUCAAAGAAUAUUGAAGCAGGUGAGAUCGGUAGCAGGCUAGUUGAUGGGGCACUGAGGGUUAUCUAGGCUACACGAAAUGGAUGACGGACUGUGUGAACAAUGUAUUACACCCCAAAAAACGUCAUUUUGAGAGAGUAAACCAUACAGAUUAUGUAACUUUGAGUUCCUUUUUCACUUUGUCGAUUUCACUCUAUCCAGUGGCUACCGAGACAUAUUCUACAUAGCAGGCCGCGCGAGGAACUAUCUAUUUUUACGCACGUCUCUACUGUACAUAAAAUGCAAAUGUAUUUCUUUAGAUGUGGUUGCAUCUUCGCACCUCUGUAACCCAAAUAUGUCAAUUAUCCAGGCUCUGUAUUCAUUAUAACUCUUUCCAUUAUCACGCUAAAAACAGCAUAUUAUCCUCAGUAGGCUACUUCUCAUCCCACAAUUUGUACAACCUCAGUGGCAUUAAUGGACACACCCUGAGCACUAACUACAGUUGUGUGGCAAACCUGUCUCCCCUGUCCCGCCGGUAGGCAGUUGUCAAGAUGAUCCCGGUGAAUGAGUUCCGGAACAUUGCCUCAGAACAAAACCCCCGGUACCGGGUCCUGAAGCCAUGGUGGGACGUGUUCUCCGAGUACCUUUGUAUCGCCAUGCUUAUGAUCGGGGUGUUCGGCUGCACUGUUCAGCUGACACAGGAGAAAAUCUCGUGUCUGCCGAACCGUAUCGUCGGCCCGACCAAAGCGGAUGUGAACUGCAACCACGUGCGGGAGUACCACGCCAAUGACAGCCUGUGGGAGUUCAGCAUCACCAAGGAGCUCAAGCCCAACGUGCUCGAGGUGUUUGGCCGCAAGAACGGCCUGGACAUUCACCAGUACGUCUUUGUCAACCACUACUGCUACGAGCGCGCCGUCCACUGGUAUGCCAAGUUCUUCCCCUACCUGGUGGUCAUCCACUCGAUGAUCUUCAUGGUGGCCAGCAGCUUCUGGUUCAAGUUCCCGGGGACGUCCUCUAAGAUCGAGCUCUUCGUGAACAUCCUGGGCAAGUGCUUCGACUCGCCCUGGACCACGCGGGCCAUCAGCGAGGUGUCGGAGGAGCGGGGCGAGGAGAAGUUGGUCAACUGGAGGAAAGGAAGCAGCAUGUACAAGAUCAACCCGGACAGAUUCAUGGGCACCGACGGGGAGAACGUGACCUUGCUGCGGUCCGCGUCGGUGGUGUCCAACCCGGAGAUGAAACUGCCGGAACCUGCUGCCUCCGUCUUGGACAAAAAGGAAGGAGAGCAAGCCAAGGCACUCUUCGAGAAGGUAAAGAAGUUCCGCACCCACGUGGAAGAAGCUGAUCUUCUCUACAAAAUGUACGUCAUUCAGACGUCCCUGAAGGUCUUCAAGUUUCUCCUCAUCACUGCCUACACUGCAUCAUUGGUGCCCAACAUUGAGAUAGUGGUCAAGUGUUCUGUGCCCCCAGAUCUGACCGGCUUUGACAUAUUCUGCUGUAACCACAACAAGGCCAAUCUUUUUUCUAAACUGGCCUAUUGCUACAUCUGUUUCGUUGGAGUGUAUGGAUUGUUGUGCAUAUAUUCCCUGUACUGGCUUUUACAUCGGUCUCUGAAGGAGUAUACUUUCGAACAUGUUCGCCUGGAAACGGGCAUCAACGACAUUCCUGACAUGAAAAACGACUUUGCCUUCCUCCUGCACCUCAGCGACCGGUACGACCCGCUCUACGCCAAGCGGUUCGCCGUCUUCCUCUCCGAGGUGAGCGAGAGCCGCCUGCGGCAGGUGAACCUCAACCACGAUUGGACGGUCAAGAAGCUGCGCACACGCCUCAGCCGGAACGCCAGCCAGCGGCUGGAGCUGCACCUCUUCAUGCUGCCGGGCCUGCCGGACACCGUCUUCGACAUCCCCGAGAUCGAGUCGCUCAAGAUGGAGCAGCUGAGCGGCCACGUCACCAUCCCGGCCGCGCUGACCCAGCUCACCGAGCUCCAGGAGCUGGUGCUGGUCCACUGCCCGACCAAACUGCAGCUGGCCGCCCUGGCCCACCUGCAGCAGACACUGAAGGUGCUGCGGCUGACCUUCGAGGGCGCCGAGCAGGUGCCCCUGUGGCUGUACACGCUCAAGGCUCUGGAGGAGCUGCACCUGAGUGGACCGCUGGGCGCUGAAGCCUCGCGUGGCAGCGGCAGCAGCAGCAGCGUCUCGCUGGACUCGCUGCGCGAGCUCAAGGACCUGCGCGUGCUCACGCUCCGCGGCCGCCUGACCAAGCUGCCGCCCAGCGUGGUGGACGUGGCCAGCCAGCUCCAGCGGCUCUGUGUGCACAACGAGGGCGUCAAGCUGCAGGUGCUUAGCAACCUGAAGAAGCUGAGCGGCCUGACCUCGCUGGAGCUGAUGGGCUGCCAGAUGGAGCGCAUCCCCAGCGCCGUCUUCAGCCUGAGCGCGCUGCAGGAGCUGGACCUGCGCGAGAACAAGCUGACCACCGUGGAGGAGAUCCUGAGCCUGCAGCACUGCCGCCGCCUCACCACGCUGCGCCUCUGGCACAACGCCAUCGCCUACAUCCCCGAGCACGUGGGCAAGCUGCACGCGCUCGAGACCUUCGACGCCAGCUGGAACAAGAUCCGCCGCCUGCCCGCGCGCCUCUACUACUGCACCAAGCUGCGCCACCUGGACCUGUCGCACAACCAGCUCUCGGCGCUGCCCACCGAGAUCGGCAGCCUGCAGAGCCUGCAGUACCUGUCCGUGGCCUUCAACUCCCUGGAGUCUCUGCCCGAGGAGAUGUUCUCCUGCAAGCGGCUCAAGAUCCUGGCGCUGGGCAACAACAGCAUCUCCUACCUGUCGUCUCGUGUGGCCAACCUGGCACAGCUGGUUCGCCUGGAACUCAAGGGCAACCGCCUGGAGUCUCUACCCCUGGAGAUCGGGGACUGCCCGCUCCUCAAACUCAGUGGAAUUGUGGUCGAGCAGAGCCUUCUAGAACUUUUGCCAUCAGAGGUCCGUGACCGAAUGGAUGAUGGUUAGAAACAGAACAUGUGCCUUUAAUGCCUCCGAACAAGCUGAAACAUACUUCUGUGUCUUAAUGAUGGUCAGAGCAGCGGGUAUUGGGAACUGAAGAACUCAGUGUUUACAUUAAGUAAAAUACCUGUAUGAAUUGCUGAAGCCCUUCACAUUUUAGGGAGUGUUCUGCUCAGUAAAGAAGCACAUGCACAUUUAUUCCUGUGAACUGUAUGAGAUCAAAUCAGGUUGGUCUGGGCUUAUUUAUAUAUUUUGAUGAAACCCUAGAGAAUCUAAUAUUUUUUUAUGUUGUUUAAUACUUUUUUAUUGGCAUUAAAAACAAUGCUAGUAAGAAUGAUGAUGGAUGCAACAUUUUAUUUGUAUAACCUGACCUGUAUAUGUAGUUUUUCCCAGCUGUGCAAUUUCACUUUGUUUGCUUAUUUUUCUUAAAAUGCCUUUUACUCAAGGCAAUGAAAACCAGGUUAGUAACUCA